GGGGCCAAAGAUAGCAGCACAAACCGAGCCGGCCUUCAACGGAUCAAAGCCCACCUGGAAGCUGAGGGACAAAGAGGGAGGAGGCCACCCAGGAAGAUCGCCCCUCUCGUGUCUUAAGAUGCGAACGUCCUUGCCUUUCCCGGCUCGCCAGAUCCUGCCCGUUCUCAAACGAAACGCACUUCAUUCACGUCCGGCCUGCAUAAAUCGUUCCUCUCCAAUGGGCACUUUGACAAAUUUUGCAUUUGAGAUUCUCGAAGCGAUGAAGAAGUUGAUGAAUUUUUACAAAACCGCUGGUUUCUGGGACGAGUUCUCCUUUACUCACAAAAGUUUGAAUGUAGUGAACGGAAGCGAUAAAAUGUUAGAGUCCCUCAUUUUAUAUCUUGAGGAAUUGAAGGCAAUCCUUGACAAACUCUAUGUUGAAAAAACAAGCAGGGCAAUCGAUCAAGAGGUUUUAAAAUUAAUGGACUCGAACGCUAGUGUGAUGAACAAUAGGCAAUGCAUGGACCGAAGUGCAACUGAUUACAGCUUGGUGACAUCGGAAUCAUAUUUUAAUGGUAAUGUGUGCCAAAGUCAGAAUCCGGCAAACACCGUGUUAUAUUACUACUUUCAGCCUACGUUACGAAAAGACUUAAUGCAAGAACCAACAUGUUACACCAAUUAUGAGCAUAUGUCUAAAAACCCACCAGAAACUAAAUGCGAAACACGUCAUGACAAUUUGUUCUGCAAGAAUCAUCCGGGCCAGGACAAUAGCGAGAAAAAUCUUCUUGGUCAUAAUGAAAAUUAUCCUACAAACAAUAUAUUUAGAGAUCAUAGCAUAGGGAAUAUAACGAAUAACCUCAAUGAAAAUAAUCAUGAAGGUGAUCUUCCAAAAGUUCAAUUUCAAUCGACAAAUUUGGAUACUAAUAAAAUUUGUAGAAUCAGCGAAAAACAUGAAACGUCAUCAUCAGAAACCCUUAAGCAUAUAGAAACAAAAACUGAUGAUACAUGUGAUUCGAAGGACUUGGAGCCAAAAGUUUGUUCUCAACUAAAACUGGACAUGCAUAAUUUAGAAAAUUCUGGGGGAAAAAUGUAUUGUUGUGAGCAAUGUGGAAAGCUGCUUUCUUCAAAAAGAAACUUGAUAUCACAUUUGACCAGGAUGCAUGAAUUUAACACAGAAAACGCACUUCACUGUCCUGAUUGUGGAAGGGUUUUUACACGGAAAUUCACUUUAGAAACACACAUGGCUAGGCAUAAAGGUAUAAAGCCCUUUUCAUGUCAUAUUUGUCAUAAAAACUUUGCUCAGAAAAUAACAAGGGAUGUCCACUUAGUGACUCAUACUGGAAAUUAUGAAUUUUCAUGUGAUAAAUGCUUAAGAAAAUUCUCAACUAAGUACAAGCUAAAAUUUCAUUUAAAAAGUCACGUGGAAGAAAUGUCUGUAAGUCAAAAUCAUUUUACAACACAGGAAAAUUCAACGGCAAAAUGUGCCUGGUGCAAUUUGACAUUUUCAAGCAAUGAUCAACUGUUAAACCACAACAAGAUUGAACAUAUUGAUGACAACCUAUACGUUUGUGUUGAACAAGGUUGUAAAGCGAAAAACAAAUCAUUUUUGGAAAAACAAUUAUUGGAAAAACACAACAAGAGGUAUCAUUCAUCUAAAAUCUUCUUUACUUGUGAGUAUUGCAAUGCCAGUUACAUGGACAAAAAGUCAUUAAGGCAUCACAUCAUUAGAAAGCAUAGCAACAUGCCAAAGCCCUAUCACAAAUGUUUGGUCUGCGGCAAGGGUUUCACCCUAAUGUCAAAACUGAACCGACAUUUCAAAAUUCACACUGAGGAGCCGAAAUUCCGUUGUGAUGUAUGUGGAAAGAAAUUCCAUAGGAGCGAUGCGUUGAAGCAGCACAUGUCGUCGCACGAGAAGACUGAAACGACAUGUACCAUCUGUGAUAAAAAGUUUAAAAAUAUCGACUGCCUCUCGAAGCACAUGGGCCUCCAUAUGAACCUCGAGAACACAUGCUUGCAUUGUGGAAAGACAUUUUCUGACAAAUUUGCCCUUGAAUACCAUCUAGCAAGACACGAGGGAAACUUUAAGUUUAUUUGCGAGACUUGUGGAAAAGGAUUUGUGAGGAAAUGUCACUAUGAUUCUCACAUCGGUAGCCACUCCUUGAUGGACACGUACGAAUGCAGUAUCUGUGAAAAAGGGUUUAAGGAUCUUCGUUACUGCAAAAGACACAUAAAGCGAUUACAUAAAGAAGGAGAACCAAGAGAAAAACUAAACAAACUUGAUUUCAACCAAAUAGUCAAUAAUUAGAAACACCACUUAUUUCAUUUCGUAUCAUUUUAUCAAAUUCUUGUGAAAAAAGGAAACAAAUAUGUAGAUUGUUUGGAAGUAAAAAUCUAAGCCAUUUUACAGGAAAACUAUGCGAGAUUUUCAUUCAGUUUUCUAGGUUUUAUUAUUUAUAAAAUAAAUGAAGAAUAAAUGUAAUGAAUGUAACGAUCAUUCAAAUGGUUUUACUCUUCCAGUUUACUAAUCCACAAUCUCAAGAGAUGGCAAGACUUGGACUUUCAGAUAAAAGAACUAUUCAAACUCAUAUUUUUCAUAUUGUUUAGGGCAAACAACAAUAUUUGUACUGUCGUAUUUUGAAUAUAAUUUGAAAAACUGGGUUAUAAACAAUUAUAAUUAUUUAUAUUGAUUUGUUAAUGGUUUUUAUUGGAGGACGAGUGAUGUAGUCCAAAUCAGAUGAUACCUGCCAAGCUUUCGAGCUUUUUAUUAUUUGUUAUUA
This is a messenger RNA of Cimex lectularius (bed bug), 2756 nucleotides long. RefSeq names its product oocyte zinc finger protein XlCOF6-like. The transcript is spliced from 11 exons. Bases 119 to 2284 code for a protein of 721 amino acids. Gene Ontology annotation, molecular function: DNA-binding transcription factor activity, RNA polymerase II-specific; RNA polymerase II transcription regulatory region sequence-specific DNA binding. Gene Ontology annotation, biological process: regulation of transcription by RNA polymerase II. The record is from RefSeq and is a predicted model, not a curated record. NCBI's taxonomy places the organism in Eukaryota, Metazoa, Arthropoda, Insecta, Hemiptera, Cimicidae. Gene Ontology annotation, cellular component: nucleus.